AUGGACUUCCGUUUGGGUCUUAGAGCAUCUCCACUCCUCCCUGACGAGGCCCCCGAACGACGUUUUUUUCAUCCGGACGGCGAAAUUUGGCCCAGUCGCGCCCCUGGUUCCUCGAUUUCGUCCGGAUUUGGGCCUAAAUUCAUCCGGCGAUCCCACGCCAUCCCCGGCCCCCUGGGGAGCGCUCGGGGACUCCGGACGAAACGAAAACGCGGGAAACGGCGAGGAAACUUCCCGCGCGUCUGGUGGCCCCAACUUGUCGGCAAGAGACACCGAUCGUCGUCCUCAUCGCAUCGUCUUCCGCGCGCUGUAAAAGCCUGCCGCCGUUCAGCAUUCGCCGGCCGCGUAUUCCACGCGGCGAGUUAAUGUCGUCGCAUCGUCUUCCGCACACGCAUCGUCUUCCGCGCACGCAUCGUCUUCCACGUGGCAUUAAUCGCCGGCGCCCCCCGCGCCUAUAUAAGCCGCUCCGCUCGCCGCGACGCCCUUGCUCCACUCUUCCUCCAUUCUCCCUCCACUCACCCUCCACCUCCACCUCCAACGAUGGCGUUCUACGACGACGACGGCGCAUCCAACAACGGGUUCCCCCGCCAAUCUCUCCACACGUGGGAGGGGCACCUCCUCCACCAGGCGGGGUACCCCUGCCCGCCGGACACGAGGCCCCCCGGCGGCGGGUGGCGGCUAAGCGCUGGUGGCGUGCCAAUCCCGCCGCCGCCCCAGGGCCACGCCCUCGACGUCGCCAUCGAGGAGGCGCGGAUGGCGAUGACGGAGGAAGAACGCGCCGACCUGCGCCACCACCCCGAGAACUACACUCGGUGGAAUUCGUUCUUCCUCCGGCGGUGGGAGUGCGAACUGGCAUCCUACGACGGCCCGCCACCUCCGCCUCCGCGCAACAACGCCGCGGGUCGCCGGCGUUGGUGGAGCGCGCCGGAUAGGACGCUCCACAACGUCCUCGAGCACAUCGAGGGCGGCAACUCGCCGAGGCUCACGAUGCCCCCUCCAUCGAGGGCAUCGACCAGCCGCCAAUGGGGAAACAGCUGGCAGGCAAGGGGUAUGGCUGCCAGUUCCUCGUCGUCCGGUUCGGCGGCGAGGUCGAUCUCCAGGUCGGCGCCAUCCUUGGCGCCGGUGAAAAAGGAGCCGGAUUCCCCGCCGAGGCACCGCACGCGCGGCGGCGGCAUCGUCAUCCGCGAGCCAUCGACGGCACAAGGACGGCGCCGUCCCAAGCGCGACCACGACACCUCUGGCGAGCGGAAGCGCAAACCGGCCAAGGUGAAGGUGGAGGAGGCCGACACCGCCGAGGACGCCGCCAUCCUCGAAGCCGUCAUCGCGAGGUCCCUCCAGGACCUCGUGCCCGCCGAGAACGCCAUGCCGCUCGACCAGGCCUGCGCCUGGUCGAGGGAGCAGUGAGAGAAGGAGGAAGCGGAGCGGCAGGCGAGGCUCCUCAAGGACGCCGCUCGCUUCCGGCGGCCUGCGACUCCUCCAUCCGGUGCCGUCGUCCCCGUCGUCGACCUCGAAGCCUCCGACGACGAGCUGUACAAGCCAUCACCGUCCCCGCCUCUUACCAGCGGCCGGUGGGGAGACGCCGGCCAAGGCAGCAGCCAUGCGGCUUCGGCGCCGCCACAGUUCGACGACGACGACGACGAUGGCGGCGACUACACGGUGUUCUACCGCUAUUUCGGCAUGUAGAUCGCCGUGUUUUUAUAUUUACAGUUGUAUUCCCCUGGCCGAAUUCGAAAUAUAGUCGAAUUCGGUCUCUAUAUGUACGAACUCCGCCCUCUAUAUAGUAAAUAUCAUUAAAUUUAGUCUAAA
This is a messenger RNA of Lolium perenne, 1803 nucleotides long. RefSeq lists its product as uncharacterized. The record is from RefSeq and is a predicted model, not a curated record. Lineage: Eukaryota; Viridiplantae; Streptophyta; Magnoliopsida; Poales; Poaceae.